Messenger RNA from Trichoplax adhaerens, 1599 nucleotides. RefSeq lists its product as uncharacterized. The transcript has 22 exons. Bases 1 to 1599 code for a protein of 532 amino acids. Gene Ontology annotation, cellular component: nucleus; cytoplasm. Lineage: Eukaryota; Metazoa; Placozoa; Uniplacotomia; Trichoplacea; Trichoplacidae. Gene Ontology annotation, molecular function: ubiquitin activating enzyme activity; NEDD8 activating enzyme activity. Gene Ontology annotation, biological process: DNA damage response; protein neddylation; protein ubiquitination. The record is from RefSeq and is a predicted model, not a curated record.
AUGGCUGCUGAUACUAAAUUGGAUAGAAACAAGAAGUAUGAUAGACAACUAAGACUAUGGGGAGACCACGGACAAGAUAAAUUGCAGCGAGCCAAAGUUUGUCUAAUUAAUGCCACUGCAACUGGAACAGAAAUUCUCAAAAAUUUAAUUUUACCAGGCAUUGGCUCCUUUACUGUCAUUGAUGGGCACCAAGUUACUUCAGAAGACGUCGGUAACAACUUUUUCUUAGACAAGAAUUCGAUUGGCAAGAGCCGCGCAAAAUAUGUAACACAACUAUUGCAAGACUUAAAUUCCGAUGUCAGAGGAGAUGCAAUCGAAGAGCAUGUAGAGAACUUAUUACAGAAUGAUUCUGAAUUCUUUAUGACCUUUUCCAUUGUCAUUGCUACCAGCUUGCCGGAAAGAGUGUUAUUAAAGCUAGGAGAAACCUUAUGGAAGCAAGAUAUCCCCUUUAUAAUUUGUCGUUCGUAUGGAAUGGUUGGUUACAUUCGACUUGUUGUUAACGAGCACGCUGCUAUUGAGACGCAUCCUGAUAAUAGUCACCACGAUUUAAGACUGGACAACCCAUUUCCAGAGUUAAGAGCAUAUAUUGACCCAAUAAACUUAUCAGCUAUGGAUAAAAAGGAACAUUCCCAAACUCCGUUUAUUGUUAUCUUAUUGAAAUAUAUGGACCAAUGGCGAAAUUUACAUGAUGGUGCUCUACCUAAAACGUACAAAGAAAAAGACCAGUUCAAACAAAUGAUUGCUAACGGCAUUAUGCAAGACAGUGAAGGCAGGUCUGAGGAGGAAGAUAAUUUUCAAGAAGCAAUAAAAAAUGCAUUAAUAACUCUUGUUCCUACUAAAAUUCCCAGCUCAGUUGAAGCGUUACUGAAAGACGAAAAAUGUUUGAACAUGUCACCAGAUAGUUCUAACUUUUGGAUUUUAGUUCGAGCUCUAAAGGAAUUCGUGGAUAAAACUGGUACGCUUCCAGUUCGUGGAUCUAUUCCCGAUAUGACUGCAGAUUCUACUCGUUAUAUCAACCUUCAAAGAAUCUAUCAAGCCAAAGCAAAUGAAGAUGCAAGUAAAAUGACUGAAUAUGUUAAGAAUAUACUCGAAUCCUUGGGAAAAGGUGUUAAUUCUAUUAGCGUACAGGAGAUAUCAAAUUUUUGUAAGAAUGCAUUCUUUUUGAAAGUCAUAAGAACUCAUUCGUUAGCCGAUGAGUAUAACCCUUCUACGAUAGAUGUAUCUGAAAUACGCGGGUAUUUGGAAAGUGGUUCCCAUGAAGCUAACUUUUACGUACUUUUGCGAGCUGUAGAUAAAUUUUUCGAACAAUACAAUCGAUAUCCUGGGAUGUUUGAUGAUCAGGUAGAAACGGACAUAUGGUCUUUGAGGAAUUGUGUCAAUGGAUUACUACAUGAUUGGUCGCUCCCAAAUACAAUUUCGGAUGAUUACAUACAUGAAAUGUGUCGUUAUGGUGCUUCAGAAUUACACACAAUGGCUGCAUUUCUUGGAGGUGCAGCCGCUCAAGAAGCCGUUAAAAUCAUUACUCAUCAAUUUGUUCCGUUUAAUAAUACCUUUAUUUUUAACGGUAUAUCUGCUUCUUCGGUUACGUUCAAUUUAUAA